AGCGAAGCAGUGCUGCGGAAAGGGAUCAUUUUACUGUUCAUCACCACAGAACGGGCAGCUGCGACACGGUCAAAAGAAAAAAGUCUUGGGACGCACGGAAGCCGUAGAGAGGAAAACCCCCUGACUAGGACUGCCACCGCGCGCUAACGAGCAAGCGACCUGAUUCAAGGGCGCCGCAAGGCUGACACCUGUGCUGCUGUAGCUGACUAAUAAAAUUUAGUGCAUCGUCAACAGAGUUGAACGAAAAAGAUGAUGUUGAAGCCUAAUAUAAACCGCAUGAGGGCGUUCCACCGAAGUCAGCGCAGAGAGGCCGACGAGGUGAAGAUCGACUUGGACGCCCCGCUGGAGUCGAACCUCAACGAGAUUCUCCGCAAUUUAGUGCAGUCGGGUCCGGCUGCCAGAGGCUAUCUACGACCCCUUGUAAAACUGGCACCUGCCAUUGUCCUCAGCCACCAUCGUGACGACAACAAGAUGGGCGCAUGGAACCUACUAAAGAUUUUCCGUUGUUUGAGAGUCUUUCUCGUCGAUGAAGAGACUGAGGUGAAGGCGGAGGCAUUGCGAGUUCUUCGACAUCUGACAGCAUCUGAGUCAACUUUUGAAGUAAUGUGCCGCGCACUCAUACCUUCGCUUGUUGUCAAGUCGUUGGAUAUCGUGCUCGAUAAUAAGGUUGAACGUCUUCAGGCGCUCAGAUUAAUGCGUCGAUGCGCCUCGGUGGCUCCGCUAAAGUUUCCGUUAGAGUUUGCGUACUGCAUUCUCGCUGUUGCUAAUGAUGGCGCCGCUGAACGAGAUAACUUUGCCAAAGCGUGUGUAGCCACAGCAGCUGAACUCUGCAUCGGAAACCCCCAUCUUUGGCUAGCGUCAGGAACGUUUAUGACAUUGGUUCGAUCGGUUCUCAGUUCGAACGUGAGCGAACCUCGAGCAGCUGAAUCGCUUGUUUCAACACUGAUGUACUUUGUAAACAGCCCGAAGACGCGGUAUAUGAUCAAUGCCGAUCUCGGCUUGGAGUACCUGAUCUCACCUUUCACUGACCGAAAUUUUGAGGUUUACCCUGACGACCAGAUGUUUCAUCACGAGCGCGAAAUAAAGGCACGUGUAGCCAUCUGCUCCAUACUGCGUUCAUGGCCCGGCCUCAUCUACUUGUGUAGUGAAAAAAGCGGCUUGACAAAACUUAUUGAACUGCUGAGAGUGCCUGAUACAGAGACGCAACGUUCAGUCAUGGACCUCUUCUUCGAUUUGUUCUGUCUCCAAACACCUGAAUGGACUACGGACUUCCGGAUAGCAUUGUUGGCAGCCGACGACAAAACUGGUCUCCAGCGGGGCUGGUUGCUCUACGAGGGUUUUGUAGCGGCCGAGGGGGCAGACCUGAUACCGCCAAUAUCUCGAUGUGUAAAUUUAUCUUCCUGCUACUUAGCUCUACUUCUUCAGGCUAUGGUAAUGCACGGCCUUCUCGACGCGGUAGCGGAAGCGACCGUCGGAGAUGAAGAACAGGUGUCCAUCCAUGCCACGGUUCUACUGGCAGAACUAUUGCACAUGUGCAGUCGUCUGUUCCCACACGACGCGAGUCAUAUGUGCCAUCUAUUGCCAGGCCUAAUCGAUGCAACCAUGUCACCAGAUAUGAAUAUUCGUCUCAAAGCUAUAUCGGUUAUCAAUCGAUUGGCCUAUAUCGAGAAAUUCAAGUGUAUGACUAUCGGGGUGCCAACGUCGUUAAACCUAGACCAGCAGCUUCUGUUUUGUCAACAGGCGAAAAGUGGACGUAGCUCUGCCGAAGCGCAAUCAGUUUCGUCGCAGUCGAUAAAAAGCGAUACGCUCAAACGGAAGAAAACCCAGCGAAAAACCAAUACGCAAAGUCCCGUUCUUGACAAUCUCUUUCUGAAGUCAGGAGUCUCUGGGACGGAAUUCGAGUGGGAUGUUGUCAAGUGUCUAUUGAAACAUCCGGAAUUCGAGGAUGAUCCCCAGGCAGUAGGAUUUUUAGAAAAACUCGUUGCAUUUUACAUGCCGUCAAAUCGACAGUUUUCAGCGAUCGAAACCGAGCGUGAGCAGGCUCGAAACAUGUGCUCCGCACUUCUCGUACUGACGGAUUUUUUCCUUGAAAAACUGCCUGAUAACUAUUUGCUUGACGAUCUCGUCACUGAUGUCUGUAACUGUUUGAAACAAAUUCAAGGGGAAAAUAUACCACCGAAUUCGGUGUUAUCUCCGGCCAAAGCUUCUUCCACUCUGAGUCAAGCAUACUUCCUGCUCAUCGGUAGGCUAACCGGAAGCGUACAAGGACUGCACAUAUUGAAAAAGGCCACAAUAUUUGAACAGUUGACGAAACUGCUGGUAACUAGUCCAAGCACGGCCUCAAUGAGCUACAAUGAUGUGUACAUUAAAUUAGCACUAUCGCCUUUGAACUACACCAGCCCAGGACCAAGCCGGGAGCUUUUUAAGCACGUGAUCACCUCGAAUCGUUGUGAAUCGGCCAGAAUCUACUGUGUCAAUUUGCUUCGCAUGCUGAUCCGGUUUCGGCUGAACGAUAUGUCACGAUGGGUUAUCAAACUCUUAGUCGAAUGUUUAUCCGAUGAUAGCGCAGAAACGGCAAUUAAAGCCACAGCCUAUGAAGUUCUUAAUGAGGCCUGCGAUGUAGUGGAUAAUCUUGAUGCGCUGAUCGCCCUCGACCCACAGCUCAAUACCGAAAAUGAAGAUCAAGCCUGGAUGUUACAGUUACGAUAUUUUUCGCGCGCCAAAGGAGUUGCUUUGUUAGAGAAAAAGGGCAUUAUGGAGAGUGAAAUCAACCGCUGGAAGUCACUAGGAGCUCUCAAAUAUGUCAAAUGGGUAGAAGACGUUAUAAACCAGAGUGUCAGCCGACAUCGACGAGGCGCGGAUGGUAAGUACGGCAGGCGGUACAGUGGUGAGCAUAAGCUUCACCGACUGCGUCCUGCGUUCUGUCCUCCGCACCUACUUGGCCAGCUUGCAUCACAUGCGCCCGGUAUCGAUAUCAUAAGAGAAAAGAACCUUGUUGAGCCAUUGUACGAAACGAUUCGCAAGGGCAACGUGGAUACGCCGACGGUGAUAUUCUAUGUGAAGGCAGCCCUUUGGGGUGUAGGUCAUUUGUGCAAGACGCCAGCAGGCCUCAAGCUUGUUCAGGAGCAGGACAUUCUCCAAAAGGUGGUUGAGUUGGCAAAAACGUCGAACGUACUAAGUUUGCGUGGCACAGCAUUCUACUGCCUAUGUCUAGCAUCUGUGACAAGUGAAGGCUGUGAUAUACUCUCGGCAAUGGGGUGGGAAGGCGUAAGACAAAGUUCAGCUAGUAAUGAAUUGUACACAAGCCAACGUUCAGAAUCCGUUGGCUCACAAUGGAGUUUCGAUUCAUCAUGGACAUCGGCAAACGAGUUUCGAGAUCGAGCUGGUAGUACUCGUGACUCAAUCAGCUUUGAUGACAUUUCAUUGACGCAUAAUGAGGAUAUAAUUAAUACUGCCAAUGCAGUUAGUCAGCCAUCAACGUGGACUUUCACCGAUAUGCGAAAAAUGAUGCGUUAUUAUACAAGCCAGGCUGACGCAUCUGGUUAUGGGACACUGAAACUUCUGAGGCCAAAGCGAGGAUAUAAAUCCAAUGGGGAAGUUCCGCCUGCUGCAACCACUCCCAAUUUACCGCCAUCGAAAGAUGAUACCGAUUGUAUGCCGUCCGUACUCGUCGGCCUUGUGCUUCCCCGUCAUAUUAAUAGUAUCUUUAAUAAGGACUUUCUUGCUCUUGAAAAAGCGCAACCUGCCGCAGCCAAUGAUCUACCAAGGGAGUCAUUUGGAACAGUCCAUAAACAAGAAACGUGUCUUCGGUGUGGCGACUCGUUAAAAGAAGAAGAUGAAUCAAGUAUAGCGAAGUUCUCAAACGAAGUUAUUCCCGAACGAAGCAACACGAGCACAGAAUCAAAGGAAUGCCUAGCAAGUCCUCUUAAAGCCACUCCUCAAGAUCGAGAGCAGGCUCGCAAUGAUUUACUUAGAUACGUGAUAAAUCUAGCUGCCGUCUAUCCAAAUAGCAACAAAGCCGUGGAGCAGUUGUUGCUAUCGAUGAAACAGAAACAGCCGUGGGUGUUCAGUGAUCUCUGCCUCUUCUCCGAUUGUUGUCACCUCAUGCGAAUAUUUCAGCUGCGUCAGCCGUUCCGCAAAUUUCUCCAGGAGCUCUUCAUGGACGUUAACUUCGACGAAUUCAGAACUCGCGCCGAAGUGAUCGUCAAGAAAGCAACUGCCAUUUCCGUAAACGCUAUCAGAGAGACGAUACGUGAAGAUGACGAAGAAGUCAAAGAACUCCAGCGUGAACGUGGCAUAGUCAAUAAAAAUCGAAGCAAUGUAGAGGCCGAACCAAAAGCCAGCCCCCAACAGAAUAGCACCGACAGCAGUUGCAACGAUGAUGAGACAAGGGAAUUGCCAGCGGAAGCCUUGGCACGUAAUAUUAACAGCAACAAUUGGAAAGAACGGCCUCUCAGUAAUGGACAACGAGAAGAAACCGAUAAAUGUGAGACAAACAAGGUUAUCAUAGAGAAGAAAUCGCUACGUAUCCGUUGUGACGAGGGUACCACAAACAAUCGCGGUGACGGCGAGUCAUUGGGAACUGCCUUCGACAGUUCCGACAAGCUAAAAGACGGAAAUAAUGGUAAAACUAAAAGCGUCGCUAUAACAGUGAACUGCUCAGGUGAUGAGGUCGGAGGGAAAGUGCCUGAUCCUGCAACGUCGAGAAAUGAAGCAGCAGGCGAUCAGUAAAUUGUGGAUCUAUUAAACUUAGUAAAUGGAUCGAAUUUGAAAGAGGCCGCUCCAGAUUCAACGAGUACGAGCCAGGGUUCGAGUGCGGCAUUUGAGGAGAAUGGCGAUGUUCAGGGGUCUGCAUUAAACCGGUGGAGACGUGGUCGCCAAAAGAAUUUUGUCGGGUAGAACAGCGAUAUUGAUAAAGUCGACUAAGCAAACCUGGAGGUAGACUCAUGUAGGUUAAUGUAGAAAACAGUUAUCAGCCAGAAGAAAGUUGGUGUGAAAUCAGUAAGCUUAUUAAGAUUAACUUUGAUGUAUGAUUGCUGAUCCUUCUGUGCGAUGAAAUUUGUACCCGUGUGAAAAGCUAAAGACCCUAUCAACAAAAAAACGACAGUAAUUCUAUUAGUCCAAUUAUUCUGACUGUGUAUAUGUGAGCUCGUGUGCAUAUUGCUAAGGUUACUACAGUACCAUUAUGCAUAACAGCCGCACUAGCUACGUUCUAUAAGUAUAUAGAAAUAUAUUUAAAAAAUUAUAGACACAUUUAUUUUUAUGGCUCUCAUAUGUUAAUUGUUACCGCAACAAUGCCAGACGCAAUGCAAGGGACCGUUGCCAACCUUAAUAGCAGAAAAAAAAAGCAACGAAUUACGAACUGCUAAAAAGAUAUAUGCAUGCGUUAAGCCAGCGACAUGACGGCCAUUAUUCCGUGGCCAUCGGUGGUUCGUUAGCAAUUUUUGCCAGUCUCUUGCAAAAUGAAGCACAAAAUGAUGAUGAUGAUGAUCGGGGUGCACUUGUUGUCUUAGCCGGAAUCGCCUUGGUUGAAAAGUUCCAGAUACAGACCUUAUGUAUAAUAGUGUUCGCAAUGUAAUAAUGAGCGGUGUGAAAGUAUGAAAAAAGCUAUUAAUUUUCUGUUCACGUAAAUUUCUAACAUGAUCAUGUCGGGCCAACGAUCAGAGGCAUCAAAAUAGUCGCAUCGUUCACUCGUCUUACCAACAUGACGCGAACCUUCCUACAACUUCACGCUGUAACAUCUCCCCGUGAUACCUUAGUGAGUAAUGUGUUUGCUUGCUAAUAUUAGGAACAUGUUGUAGUCUGGGUUCGAAUUCGGAUAUAGACACGUUUCGUUUCGUGAUGGGAGCCAGUCGUCCGAUGAAAUGUUUAACGGCGAUACCAGGGGAAAGACUCGAAACACAGAGAUGUUGUAACAUGACGACCGCUGCCAAUGCUACGAUACGCGCCAUCAGUGUCGCAUUGCGUAUGCACUGACAUUGGCGGCGUGAUUGGUUAGCGUAUUUUCAAAACGCAACUCGUAAAGGCAAAUUAUAAGAGAUUUUAUUGUUUUAGCAUAACAUUGAUGUCUCAUUAUGAUAAUACGAAUUCUUGCCAAAGAAAUGGGCUGCUACGAUUCCUUUUAUAUAUAUAUAUAUAUAUAUAUAUAUAUAUACUUUCCAGCAGUGAAAGUUACGUACUACGCUAUUCAGAGAAAUGUCAUUUAAGUGUGUACAAUGUGAUAACAUUAUGCACGGUGUUACAUGUGCCUGUAAGUGUAUGUGUUGAAUGUGAAUAUUUCAAUGUUUCGGCUGUAUAGCAUCGACGAAGCUAAUAUUGGACAGAUAGAUUUUUAGUUGUACUAUUAUAAUACUAUAGUUGCCACUAAUCAUGAUUUGGAGUCAUUCGUUUGCCGCCAGCAUUUUUACGCGAUUUUUGCACAAUUCUUUUACUUAUUACUAAAC
Varroa destructor (honeybee mite) is the source of this 6443-nucleotide messenger RNA. RefSeq names its product rapamycin-insensitive companion of Tor (gene rictor). Gene Ontology annotation, biological process: TORC2 signaling; positive regulation of phosphatidylinositol 3-kinase/protein kinase B signal transduction. NCBI's taxonomy places the organism in Eukaryota, Metazoa, Arthropoda, Arachnida, Mesostigmata, Varroidae. Gene Ontology annotation, molecular function: protein serine/threonine kinase activator activity. Gene Ontology annotation, cellular component: TORC2 complex. The record is from RefSeq and is a predicted model, not a curated record.